Molecule: messenger RNA, 1931 nt
Organism: Capsicum annuum
Lineage: Eukaryota; Viridiplantae; Streptophyta; Magnoliopsida; Solanales; Solanaceae
Product: proline-rich proteoglycan 2
Exons: 7
Coding region: 253-1398 (381 amino acids)
Biological process (GO): mRNA 3'-end processing
Source: RefSeq, a predicted model, not a curated record
AAAAAUAAUAUAACACAUGUUCAAUUUUUGGACAAGUUUAAUGGCUAGAAAAAAGUUGAACCAUGAAUCCGUCCAGCUAUUUGUGUAAACAGAAAAAAUGGGGAGUCCUAUUUUGUCGGUUUCGAAUAGUGGGCUAUUAUAUGGGCCACAAAAUUGGGCCGCGAAAGCCCAAUAAAUUAGCAACCAUCUUCCCUCCCCAAAGAAGAGAUUCCCCCCUUCCGUUUGAGAGUGCGGUGGAAGAGAUAGAGAGCAAUGGUGGCCGGCGACGGUGGAUCGACGAAUAUGGCUGGAAUGUCCAAAAACCAGCUUUACGAAAUUAUGGCUCAGAUGAAGACACUAGUGCAACAGAACCCGAAACAAGCAAGACAAAUUCUCAUUCAAAACCCUAGCUUGACUAAAGCACUCUUUCAGGCACAAGUAAUGCUUGGGAUGCUGCAGUCCAAACAAGAAAUACCAACUAUCCAGCCGACAGGAGCAGUGAGUACUCAGCCAUCAGUAUCUCAGCUUCCACAGUCAAAUGUUCAGACUGCUCCAUCAUUGCCAGGGCAAAUUGGCAUUCAGGAACAUACAAGAAAGCAGCAGCAGAAUCAACCUGCUCCAACAGUGCCUUCCGCUUCUCUUCCACCCUCUAAUCUUCAAUCCACAUCCAUGCCAUCUCAUCCAUUGCAGUCAAUGCAGCAGCAUAAAGGACAUAUUGGUGCUCAAGCAACACCAAUCUCUUUACCACAAACCUCUCAAGUUCCUAAUAUGUCACAACUUCCUCGCCAUUCUGCUGCACCACUGCCAUCUCAUCUUCAGCAGAUGCAUCCAGCAUCCCCCAAGUUGGAGCAACCAAUGCAAACUAGUGGAAACCAACACCUGCCUAUGCAACCGCAGCUACCACCACAAGUUAGACCAUCGAUGCAACCCUUCCCCCAUCAAGUUCACCCUCACAUGGGGCCCAAUCCUGGUUAUCCACAAUCUGGGGCAACUCAGCACCACCAUUCACAACCUGCUUAUCAUCCUGCACUGAGGCCUCCAGCAAGCAUGGGACCUUCUUUCCUACCAGGACAACCACCUGGUCCAAGUCAGCUGCCACCCCAGUCUCCAUAUCAGAUGGGUGGUUCACAUUUGAGACCAGAAUUCAAUCAAGGUGGAAGUUCAAUGCAAGCAGAUCGAGUAUCUCCUUGGAUUCCCAGCUUACCAGAGAAUACAUCAGGAACACAGCUCCCAGGACCACCAUCAUUCCCUGCACAGAUGGGCCCGAGCAAUCCGCCUUCUAGACCGACAUCACUGUCCCCAGAGAUGGAGCAGGCACUUCUUCAGCAAGUUAGGAGUCUGACCCCAGAACAGAUUAACAUGCUCCCUCCGGAGCAAAGGAAUCAAGUGCUUCAAUUGCAGCAAAUGUUUCGUUCAUAAGAAACAAGUGCUGCAAAAGAUGAUUUUGGCGAUGAUUUUGGCGAAGAAACUGAAAUAUCCCUGUCUGGCUUAUCGAUUUUUCUAUUUAUCCAUCUCCAUUGGGGAUAGAUGGAUAGUGUGCCCUUUGUUCGAUUGUGUAUCCCCCUUUGUUAAAGUUAUUUUUUUAAUUCAAUUAGGGUUGUCUCUCAUGUUGCCAGCAGCUCACGAUUGUUACUUAUAGGCACUGAUGGAGCUCCUUUGAUGCAUGUAUACCAUUAGGGUUGUCUCUCAUGUUGCCAGCAACUCUCUUACUUUUAGGCACUGAUGGAGCUCCUUUGAUGCAUGUAUACCUCAUCUUUUCGAUCCUGGACGUUCUCUUUCUUUUAUACCUACUGUCAUUUGUAAUAUUAGCAUAGCUUAAUGCAACUCAAUUUGAGAUGGUGAAACAGUAUAGUCCCUACCCUUUAUUUUGUAUCCCCAAAAUUCCAGAACGCUUUUUGCUAUCAGUUUGCCAGACUUUAUAUAAGGUACGGGUUGGGUUGGGUUUUGUUUCA